UUUCCACUUCGAAAUACACAAAUUCUCAGCUAACAACCAUAAACAAUGGCUGAAUUGAUUGUUCCAAAGAUAAUUGAUCAAUUAAGUGAUGCUCUCAUGAAGCAGCUUGGGGAGAAGGUCAACCUGGUGAUGGGAGUUGAAGAGGAGGUUGCAAAUAUCUCCUCUAAGUUGGCAACCAUUGAAAAAGUGCUGCAUGAUGCAGAGAGACGAAGGCUGAAGGACAGAAGUGUUGGAAUUUGGCUAGAAAUGCUUGAGGACAUAACAUAUGAGAUGGAUGAUGUGCUGGACGAAUGGAACUUCAAGAUUCACAGAGCAAAGAAUGCCAGAACGCAGCCUACACUGCGGAACAAGGUUCGUUCCUUUAUCCCAUCCCUUUGUUCUUGUCUCAAACAACUUCUUGUGCGUAGUGAUAUAGCUCAAAAAAUAAAGAAAAUAAAUGAACAGCUAGAAUUAACUUUGAAAGAGGCAGAUCAAUUCAAGUUUAUUACAAGUGGGGGUAUUCCUAAUUCUCAUGAUUUUCAACGAAUUAUGACUACCUCAAUCAUAGACGAAUCAGAGGUCUAUGGUCGAGAAUCUGAUAUGGAGAAGGUUCUUGACCAAAUAUUGUCUGAGAGUAGUAGUCAAGGAAGAGAUGGGGUUCAAAUUAUCUCUGUAGUAGGGGCCGGGGGUAGUGGAAAGACCACACUUGCCCAGCUGCUCUUCAAUAAUGAUAAAGUGCAGAACCACUUUGAACUUAGAAAUUGGAUCUGCGUAUCAGAUCCUUUCGACCAGAAUAGGGUCGCGAAAGCUAUCCUUGAGAAUGCUGGAAAAAGUCCUCCUGGUUUGUUAGAGUUGGAACCACUGCUCCAACUGUUGAAAGAAACAUUUUCCGGCAAGAGAUUCCUGCUUGUCCUAGAUGAUGUCUGGACAGAGGACGACUCAAAGUGGAAGCCUUUCCAAUACUCUCUCAAGGAUGGAGCUCCGGGAAGUGUAAUCUUGGUAACAACGAGGAGUCAAAGAGUGGCCAGAGUGAUGGGAUCUACUGAUACUCACCACCUGAGCCUGAUCUCUGACUCCGAUUGUUGGCUAAUAAUGCAAAGGAUAGCAUUUGGUGGAAAAUCAGGGGACUUAUGCAAGAAGGUGGAAAGAAUUGGGCAGAAAAUUGCAGAAAAGUGCAAGGGGUUGCCACUUGCUGCGAAGACUAUGGGAAGCUUGUUACGGUUCAAAGAUACCGUACAACAAUGGCAGAAUGUUUUGGACAGUGAGAUAUGGCAAUUGGAGAAAGCAGCCGUGGAACUUUUCCCUCAUUUGUAUUUAAGCUAUAACGAGUUGUCCCCGGAGCUGAAACGUUGCUUCUCAUAUUGUGCUGUCUUUCCCAAGGAUCAUGUGAUAUAUGUAGAAAGAGAGCUUAUUAGGCUGUGGAUAGCACAAGGUUAUGUUCGCCCAAGACGGAGAGGUGAGAGCUUGGAGCUGGUGGGCCUUGAGUACUUCAACAAUUUGGCAAUGGGUUCCUUUUUUCAAGAAAUAGAAAAGGUUGAGGCUUACUAUGGGUUAACUGAAUAUAUGGUGUGCAAGAUGCAUGACAUAGUGCAUGAUUUUGCACAAUUUCUCACAAAAAAAUGAAUGUCAUGCACUUGAUGGAACUGGAAGAAAUUCAUCUAGUGAAAGACCACGUCAUCUAACAAUUUUGGAAGAAGGCACUGAGGAGCAGAUGUUUAGUUCUCGAGUCGUUGAUUUUGGACGGCUCAGGAGCUUUUUAACUUUUUUUAAAAUUGGAAGAGUAGUAGUUCCCCAAAAUCUAUUCUGCCAUUUGAAGUGCGUGAGGACUCUGACUUUAAGAAGUUGUGGGCUAGAUGAAAUCCCAGCCGAGAUCGGAAGGUUGCUUCAUCUACGACACUUGAACUUGAGUGGUAAUCCUUUCAUUACACUGCCAGAAGCUAUAUGUGAUCUCUAUUAUCUGGAAACUCUGAAUAUCAUUUUUUGUGAUAAGCUUUCGUGCCUUCCUGAAAGGAUUGAAGGUCUUGUACACUUGAGGCACCUUUUCAAUGAGAACACCGAUGAUUUGCGUCAAAUUCCACAAGGACUCGGGAAGCUGACGUCACUUUGUACUUUGGGUGGGUUCAUCGCCAGGAGCAACUCUGAUGAUUUGGCAAUUCUGAAGGACCUGAACCAACUGGAAAGAUUGGUCAUUGAAAUCGAAGGAGAAGUAGAUUUUGGGAGUGCAAAACUUGGCAAGAAAAUCAACAUGCGUGAAAUGUUUUUGUUCUUUAGCGAUGGGACCCACUUUAUAGAAACUCCAAGUUGCAUUGAAAGCAUGGAACCACCUCCAAACUUGGAACAACUUGCGCUAGUUGGCUAUCCAGGAGCCAAGUUACCAAGUUGGCUUGUGGCGAAAUCUCACGCUAGUAACUUGACGAAGCUAGUUUUUGCUAGCCCCCACAACAUCUCAUCCUUGCUUGCCUUGCGAAAGCUAUCAUCCCUAGAAGAGCUCAAGCUCAUGGAAGUGGAAGAGCUAGAAUGUUUGGGUAAGGAAUUCUUCGGAGUUACAAAAGCACUACAUGAGAAUAGUCGUGAUGCUCUUGAUACAUUGUCAAACUCCGAGUCAUCAUCCUCAGCUGAAGCAGUGGCAUUUCCGAAUUUGAGAAAAUUACAUUUUGAGGACUGCAACAAUUGGACAAAUUGGGAAGACUUAAGUGAAGAUGAUGAAGAAGUUGCGGUCUCUAUCAUGCCACGCCUGGAGGAGCUAAAAAUUCAAUACUGUCAUGAGCUCGAAACUCUGCCACAUCGCAUCUUCAGAAAGAUAUCAUCUCUCAAAAUUUUGGAUAUUCGACAUUGCAACAAGUUGAGGGAUCGUUACUCUGACAAAACAGGAGAUGACUGGAAAAAGAUAUCACACAUUCCUCAAGUUCACAUAUUUUGAUGAAUAAUAAUCUGCUCAGAUAAUGCUCAUUGAUGGCUCAAAGUGAAGCUACAGUAGAAGGCAUUGAUGGAUCAACCUCUACGUCAACUUUUUACUUGGGUUCGUGUAAAAUUUCAAAUAAUUGUAAAUAUGGUUGAAGAGCCCUAGCCUAAUGGCUUUCAUAAUUGAAAUCACUAUCUCUCAAGUAGACAUUACCUGAUCAAAAAUUCCAUCUCUGGAGACUGCAUCCCAUGGACAGAAUUGUCUGUAUUUGAAACACAAAAAUGAAGUUAUAAGUGUGCACACAACAACGCAAGUUGAUGAUUCCUAAACGCCUCAAGCACCAGUUAUGAGGCAGUUGAUACCAGACCGAGACGCAGCUCUCUUUCUCACGUACAAGGUCAAUUGCAACAGAGCAUACGUUCUCAUAUGCCUCAGUACCAAGCUUUUGUCUGAAUGAUGAAAGAUUAGCCAACGGCCAGCAUGGCAAUUUUUCUCCCUCAUGUGUAA
Coffea arabica (coffee) is the source of this 3388-nucleotide messenger RNA. The record is from RefSeq and is a predicted model, not a curated record. Lineage: Eukaryota; Viridiplantae; Streptophyta; Magnoliopsida; Gentianales; Rubiaceae.